AUGGGUGAAUAUAUCGACGAGGUCGAAAAGGUCGAAAAGGUCGACAAGAAGGAAAAGAGGGGGAAAAAGGAAAAGAAGGAAAAGAAAGAAAAGGCUGAGCAGACGGACAAGGCUGAGCAGACGGACAAGGCUGAGAAGACGGACAAGGCUGAGAAGACGGACAGGGCUGAGAAGAAGGACAAGAAGCGCAAGCUGCAAGAUGGCCCCGAAUUAGAGAUCGACGUGAAUGCGCCUGAGCCCGCAUCUAAGAAGGCUCUGCGCAAAGCCAAGAAAACGAAGCACGCCUCUACUACUGACGACGACAAGCCGAAAUCCGAAAAGCCCGAGUCCAAGAAGACGGAGUCUGCCGCGGAGAAACGCUCUGACUACGGCAUCUGGAUCGGCAACUUGGCCUUCCAGACGAGCAAGGACGAUAUCCGUAACUUCUUCGUCAGCAACUGCACAUUUACCGAUGCUACCAUCACUCGCAUUCACCUUCCUAAAGGCCCUGAAAAGUUCGGAAGAUCCCAGAACCGGGGCUUCGCCUACGUGGAUUUCUCGACUGAAAAGGCCUUGAAAGAAGCAAUGGGCCUGAGUGAGCAGCUUUUGACUGGCCGUCGUGUGCUGAUCAAGGACGCAAAAAGCUUCGAGGGACGUCCCGAAAAGUCUGAGAGCCAGAGCAAUGCAGGCCCUGUUUCGAAAUCGGGCCAUCCUCCCUCUCGCCGAAUUUUCGUUGGUAAUCUGAGUUUCGACGCCACCAAGGAAGCCCUCGAGGAACAUUUCGCUCCAUGCGGAACCGUGGAAAGUGUGCACAUUGCAACUUUCCAGGAUACAGGAAAAUGCAAGGGUUAUGCUUGGGUGGAGUUCGAAGAAAUUGCCCACGCGGAAGCAGCGGUGAGAGGCUAUGUCUUGGUCACUGAGGAAGAAGAGGAGGAAUCUGACUCGGACUCGGACUCGGGCUCUGAACUUGAAUUUGACUUUGACUCUGAGAAGAAGAGGAAGAACAAGAAGAAGUUCAGGAAGCCCAGACAGCAUCGAGUAUGGGUGAACAUGUUCCUAGGCCGUCGUCUGAGAAUGGAGUUUGCAGAGGAUGCGACAACACGCUACAACAAGCGCUUUGGCAAGGACAGGCCUCGCACCGAUAAUGAUGAAGAGAAUGGCGAGUCUGAGGGUCAAGCUUAUGUCAGGAAGCCCAGACGACAGGAAAUUGACGAUUCCCGUUACUCCAAGGAGACCGUGCAAAAGCUCAGCGGUGCCAUUGUCGAGUCCCAGGGCAAGAAAACAACAUUCGACUAG
This is a messenger RNA of Penicillium maclennaniae, 1275 nucleotides long. Its product is annotated as putative RNA binding protein Rnp24. Gene Ontology annotation, molecular function: RNA binding. Bases 1 to 1275 code for a protein of 424 amino acids. Lineage: Eukaryota; Fungi; Ascomycota; Eurotiomycetes; Eurotiales; Aspergillaceae. The transcript has a single exon. The record is from RefSeq and is a predicted model, not a curated record.